AUGGCCUCAUUUCUCCGCUGCGCCUGUGCUGCAGCCCGGCGGCUGCCGCGGCGUAGCAUUGAGGAGUUCUGGCAAGGUGGAGUAAGAGAUCCACAGCUCAAUGCAUUGCAAAAGCAGGCCAACAUGGUCUCUGGAGAUCCCUGGCCUGCUGUGCUCCUGAGGUUGAAAUCCUUUGAGGACAUGCACAAGCUGUGGUACGUGCUGCUGAAGGAAAAGAACUUCCUCCUGGCAGAGCAGCACGAA
Symbiodinium sp. CCMP2456 is the source of this 243-nucleotide messenger RNA. The record is from the annotation of a GenBank genome assembly. Lineage: Eukaryota; Dinophyceae; Suessiales; Symbiodiniaceae.